AAUAAAUUGAAAACAUGAGAAUGCCGCCUCUUCAACCUCGGUAGGGCUUUUGGUAGCAAGAUAGAGAUGAUUCAUCCUGGCCUGUGGAGCGAGAGCGAAGACGAAGAAGAGUUGAUGGCGGGGACGGCGAGGGAGCGUGAGGAGCGUCGGCAGCGAAUUGCCGUGCUGCUGGGCUCCAUGCUGGAGCUGGUGACCAAGAUGGUAACGUGGGUGGUGAGCAGUCACAGGGAGGAGAUGAGCGGCAGGGUGGCGGCGCUUUGGUGGCAUAUACAGGCGCUGCAGGGCGUGGCGGUUGCGCAGCGGGGGGCCAAGCGCAGGCGGGUGGAGAAGGAGUGGUGGGUGAAGCCACGACUGCUCGAGUGUGACAAGUUUGUGGCGGGCAGGCUGGACGCCGACAGCUCGCGGCGGCUGUUCAACAUGAGCCCGGGGACUUUCGAGUGGCUGUGCAGCGAGCUAGCACCGCUGGUACACAAGAGCGACACCAACUUCCGAAGCAGCAUCCCGCCGCGCAAGAGGAUCGCCAUCGCCAUUCACAGGCUGGCGGCGGGGUCGUCCUACGUGGAGGUGUCCAAGAUGUUCGCGGUGGGCGAGGCGACGGUACUCACGUGCACGCGGGAGGUGUACGCGGCGCUGUCCACCGCCUUUGGCUCGGUGCUCGCCUUCCCCACGGAUGCCGCGGCGCUGACAAGGGUGGCGCGCGGCUUUCACAACCUCAUGGCCCUGCCAAACUGCUGCGGCCUCCUCACGGUGCUCCACCUGCGGAUCAGGCGCCCCUCGGGCCCCUGCGGCUCCAGCUACCUGGACCACAACACCAACUUCAGCAUCGCGGCACAGCUGGUGGUGGACGCGUCCAUGCGCAUCCUCAACAUUGCCGUCGGCUUCCCGGGGGGCGUCCACCAUGCCAAGAUCCUCAAGCAGUCUGGGCUGUUUGCCAAGCUACGGGACGGCCUGCUGCUCACGGGAGGCUGCUGCGGCCUCAUGGACUUGUCCCGAGCAACACCCGUCAGCAUUCCCCAGUACCUGGUGAGCAGCAACACCAGCUACCCGUUGCUGCCGUGGUUGAUGCUGCCCUACCACCUCCACGAGGGGGACGAGACGAGGGGCGCAAAGGCCGAGUUCAACGACAGGCUCCUCCAGGCGGCGGCGGUGGGGGAGGACUUGUUCGGGGCGCUCACCAACUGGGGCGUGCUGGCCAAGGUUAUGAACGUGGACGUCCACACGGCUGUGGAGCUGGUUGUGGCUUGCGCCAUUCUCCACAACGUGCUGCUGGGCCGCCACGACUCCGACCACGCCUGCGACGACGACGACGUGCCGCUGGUGGAGGCGAGCACGGGCCAACACCACGACGGCGACGACGCGCAACACAUCCGCGACGCCCUCGCUUGUCACUGCGUCUACUCCUAGCUAGGGUUUUGUGCGACAGCUUAGG
Molecule: messenger RNA, 1429 nt
Organism: Selaginella moellendorffii
Lineage: Eukaryota; Viridiplantae; Streptophyta; Lycopodiopsida; Selaginellales; Selaginellaceae
Product: protein ANTAGONIST OF LIKE HETEROCHROMATIN PROTEIN 1
Exons: 2
Coding region: 67-1404 (445 amino acids)
Source: RefSeq, a predicted model, not a curated record